AAGUCCCAGUCCUGGAAUGCGAUUGAUGCGCGCACCCGAAAACUUUGCGCGAGCCGUGACGCGCCGAGUAAUGCGGGAUCGCGCGGUCGGAAGACAGGUCUGCGUUUGGAGAAGCGAAGGAGAGAAGAAACGCCGGAGAGAAGAAUGAUGGCGGUGGAGUGGUGACAAGUUUGGAAGUGUACACUGUAUAGGGAUCGUGAAGUUGAAAAUGAUCAAGACCGACAGCAAAGGCGACAGGACCCUGAGGAGCGUCUCUCCGCAUAGGAAUGCAUACAAAUCAGACUUCCACACGAUUAAAUGCUCCUUUGACGGAGUUAAAGCUGACAGCGUUAACAAGUCAUAUGCAAAUGGAUCCAGCGACACCCGGGAGGACACAAGGGGGAGACCUUUUGGCAAUAAAGUGAAUAAGAUAAAAAACAUAUUCCUGCAGAUGGAUGGCCAACAGCACGAGGGUGAUGUAUCCCAGAUCACUCUGCCAAAGUAUCAGUUUUCUACCAGUGCUCAUAAAACAGCUUUGGACAGGGGUACCGGUCUGGAUUCACAAAGUACUGAUAAAAGCCAGAAGGUAGAUGAUGUUGAAAUUGACAAAGCCGUACUGGCUGAGAAAUUCUCUGUAACUAGGAAGCUGUUUGAGAGGGGGAUGCAAGACCACCCAGCAACUGAAAGCCAAGUCUCCAGCAAAGCGAUCAGUCCUGUGACCUCAAGCAAAAAUUCUGUUGAGGAAAAGAGUGCCUGGAAGCUGAUGCCAGGCAGUGAAGAUACCACCAGCACUCCCAAAGCUUUCCCCAGCUCCACUUCACCACCUGUAAGCAAGCUAGAGGAGAAGUGUGAUGGAGAGGAGAAGAAGCAUGUGUCCAGGUUGCCCCUAAAUGCUGGCCCGAUCUCCAGAAGGUUGGAGAACUUCAUUGUGGAUAGUGAUGGUGAGGAAACAAAUAACAAAGUUAUUUCCAGAAGCACAGAAAGCUAUUCUGAAGUGCAUAGCCCCACUGAGUACUCACUGCCCACCUCCCCAGUUUUUGGAGGCUCCCCCAAACCCACCUCCCCAGUUUUUGGAGGCUCCCCCAAACCCACCUCCCCAGUUUUUGGAGGCUCCCCCAAACCCACCUCCCCAGUUUUUGGAGGCUCUCCCAAACCCACCUCCCCAGUUUUUGGAGGCUCCCCCAAACCCACCUCCCCAGUUUUUGGAGGCUCCCCCAAACCCACCUCCCCAGUUGUUGGAGGCUCCCCCAAACCCACCUCCCCAGUUUUUGGAGGCUCCCCCAAACCCACCUCCCCAGUUGUUGGAGGCUCUCCCAAACCCACCUCCCCAGUUUUUGGAGGCUCCCCCAAACCCACCUCCCCAGUUUUUGGAGGCUCCCCCAAACCCACCUCCCCAGUUGUUGGAGGCUCCCCCAAACCCACCUCCCCAGUUUUUGGAGGCUCUCCCAAGCUCAUCUCCCCAGUUUUUGGAGGGUCCCCGAAGCCCACCUCCCCAUUUGAUGGUGGAUGUCCCAGUGCUGCAACCAUAGUUCCCCUUCCCUAUUUUUGCAACACAUUUGUAACCACUGUACCAAAACCAUGGAGCCCGCCUCACAGGGAACAAAAGCAUUGCCUUUUUUUUACCGGCAGCUACCCCAGUCUGGACCGGGCUGACAUCCUAGAUAAUGACGGAAUGGACAGCCCUGUGGUAGGGAGCCCCACCAAGGAAAAAACAACACAGGAGAAUUAUUCCGUGGAUCCAAAUGGGGUGGGAGUGGUUCGGGCUGAGCUGGUGGUGGUACAUAAUGAGUCAUCAGAGAGUGAAGAAAGUGAUGAAAAUGCUGCAGGUGUGCUUGUGGCAGAAAGUCUUAUCGGAGGCCAUGGUGAGCUUCCCAGAAACCACCUCUCAGAGGCAGUGAAGGGGAAAGACUCAGCACUAGGGCAGGUUGCUCUAGGGGAGGAACGCGCAAGUGGCAUUUGGGAGAAAAAGUUGGAAUUGAGGAAGGAGGCACAGCUUGAAAGUCAAGUGAAGGAUUUUAGGGAGGAAGAUGAGGCUCAGGAGGAGAGUGAGCAGGAGGAGCAGGUUGCGUACAGCCCUGAGGAUGAGAUGUGUGGCAUCGAGAAUGCGGCCUUUGUGGACGACAGGGACACGGACCUGGAGUAUGUUGAGGACUAUGACGAGCUGCCAGGCCUGCCGGAUGAGGGGGACCCAAGCCCACGUAGGAAGGUCAAGUUUUCUACUGCACCGAUCCGGGUGUUUAGCACCUACUCCAAUACGGAGUACGACAGGCGGAACGAUGACGUGGAUCCCGUGGCUGCAUCCGCCGAGUACGAGUUGGAGAAGCGGUUGGAGAAGAUGGACGCGUUCCCAGUGGAAAUCGAGAAGGGGGAGAAUGGCCUGGGGAUCAGCAUCAUCGGAAUGGGAGUAGGGGCAGACCAGGGUUUGGAGAAGCUGGGGAUAUUCAUCAAGACCAUAACAGAAGGUGGAGCCGCUGAGAAGGAUGGACGGAUACAGGUCAACGACCAGAUCAUCGAGGUGGAUGGGACCAGCCUGGUGGGAGUAGCACAGAUCUUUGCUGCCACAGUCCUGAAAAACACCAAAGGCAGAGUCAGCUUUCUGAUUGGUCGGGAGAAGCCUGGUACACAGAGUGAGGUGGCCCGGCUCAUCAGAGAGACUCUGGAACAGGAGCAGAGCCAGAGGCAGCAGAGCUUUGAAGAGAGCCACGAGCUGAUGGAGGAGGAGUACUUCGAGAGGGAGGACAUGGUCCAUGGUUCGAGGUCAUCGGAGGGGCUGGUGAAGACGAAUGAAUCCGGAGAUGAGAUGUUUUCUUCCUCAAAAAUGGCCCCUACUCAGCUUGCUUUUACAUACAAUGAGCUCCAACUCAAAUAUAGCGUAGCCACUGCAGAACUCAGCCAAUUAAAGGAGAAGCUGAGAAAAUCGGAGGAGGACAGAAUGUCACAGGAGUCUAGACAGGCCCAGUUAGAGCAUGACAUACAAGGGAAUAAUGACAGGAUUGGCAAACUAGAAGAGUAUUGGCUGGAGGCUCAGGCCCUCGUCACAACGGUCAACGAGCACCUGGUGGAAACCCAGAAGCAGUAUGAGAUCCUGGAGAAGAAGUACAACAAGGCUAAGAAACUGCUGAAGGAGUACCAGCAGAAAGAGAUUGAGUUCUUGAAGAAGGAGGAGGAGCUAAAGAAGGCUCUGGAUGAGAAGGAGAAGCAGCACGUGGACCAUAUGGAGAGACUGAAGGAGCGGGUAAAGAUUAAACGAAAGAGUGACUGCUGUGAAGGUGCAGAGCAGCUUACUGUCCUGGAAUCCCAGCCCCCUGAGGGUGAGCAUAGGGGUCACCCUCCCAGCAUGGACAUGGCAGAUGGAAAAGAAGAAUCCAGUUGGCCAGACAGGAAUGGCCAGUCCGAUCCCAACUGGAGUGAUGUGGUGCCUGAAACUCCGCUUCUGGACAUCAGCGCUCACCGGGCCAAGGGCCAGCUUGCUCAGAAAUCCCGGCGCCAGCCACCAUCACGCAAACUCAGGGAGGCACUGGGGAACUCCCCCUGCCCAGAACGGAGGAAUGAAAAAGGGGAAGCUUGUGAGACAGAGGUUCCCCAACAGGGAGGCCAGGCAAGUUCCCCUUUACUGGUGCCAGUGUUCAGUGAGGCUGACCAGCAGGGAGGUCCCGCCCCGUGGAGCGGAUCCAGCAUAAAAGCCCAGCCGUCCAGUAUGUCCUCCAACAUGGUCCAGUCCGCCCAAAGGAGGGGGAGCACAGAGAGCAGUGAGAGCCCCAGCACUACGGAUGCUUCAUCUCCCAGCUCCUCUCUGGAGCUCCAGUCUAGUGGCAAAAAGAGUGAUUCCAAGGGCAAAGUCAAGGAAAUCAAAGACGACACCAGUGACACCUCAUCCACAGCCAAACCGAAGAGUUGGUUCCCUGAUUUCGGCGGCUUUCGCAAGUCUGGUGGCAAAGGGAAGAAGCGUGGGAAGGACACACCGAGAGGAUCGCUGGACAGCAGGGGGUCAGGUGACCUACUGGAGAACCCCGGGGACCUGUCGCCCUCCGACACUCUUUUGUCUAUUCCCAACUGCAUGCCCUUCUUCCGGUUUGGGGACAGGGACAGGCAGCCACCAUCCUCCAGCCCCAGCCUGCCUAGAGCUGCCACAGAGCUCAGCACCGAACAGAACCAGGACCUGAAAAGCAAGACAAACCUGUCCUGGUCUUCCUUAUUCAGUCGUUCCUUCGAUCUGAGUUUUUCAGUCAUAGAUGAUUCAAACCCUGGAAGUCCUGAUUUGGGCUUGGCAGGGCUGGUGGGAGAGCCCUGUCUGUCUGGGCGCUCACACACUCUGACCUUCUCUUCCAACGAGACUUUAGAUGAUGAGCCAGCACUGCCAGGGAAGGAGUACCAGUGGCAGAACCGGCCUGUCACAGAGUGGACCACGACGCAGGUCUGCCAUUGGCUGAUGGGCAUGAACAUGGACCAGUACAUCGAAGAGUUCACAGCCAAGGGUGUGACUGGGCAGCAGCUUCUGCACUUGGACAGUGAUAGCCUGAAGACCUUGGGAGUUCUGAGCCAGAGUGACCGUGCCACCAUUAAGAAGAAGCUCAAGGACAUGAGGAAAGCUCAGGAGAAGCUGGAGAAAUUGCGGGAAAAGAGGGAGAAGGAAGCGCUAUGGAGCGGAAAGCUGCCCAUCAGCACAGACUCCUCCUGCUGAGACGCCCACAGCACCCUCACUGCUCCAGCUUCCCGCUCCUGUGCGAGCUGCACCGCCAUGACAGGCGACACCAGGCAACUCUGAGCUUUCUGACAAAUACAAGUACAACUUCAAUGAAUUAGGAGAAUCCUCACUGUAUGCAUGGCCUGUUUUUCAUUUCUCAGUCGUAGCAAUUAAUAGUAAGGAAUGUUCCAGAUAUGUCAAUUUCGAGCAAGCAGUGAUUUUUACGCUUGCAGUCAGAUAUGGCUAGUGAUGGUAUCGCUACCAUUUGGAGUAUGACCAUGUUCGACAAAGUACUCCUCUAGGGUGUGCAUCCCUACCAGCUUUCUGACUGCUGUGCUCCAGUCAUUGCCUGACCCUCUUCUAUUCAGUCUAUUCUCCAGUCCAGUGUGGCCCAAGCCCACAAAACGUGCUCCAAACCAGGGGGUCGACCUGGACUUAAAGUGCACUGGUAAUAAAAGGAAAGAAUUCUGGGUUUUAAAAUACCGAGCCUCAUCUUCAAAGAAAAUAAACACGGGUCAAAAAGCUCUCGGUACAGCUCAGCGAAUGCAUCGCUUUUAAGUGUUUUAUGUACUACUGUAGUUCUGUAAUUCCUGAGAGAGAUUACCAGAGAAUGGAGGUAUCCACUAUAGACUGAAUUCUGAUUUUCAAAUGUUUUAUAUUGUAUUUUUUAGAAGUAACAUACUUAUGUACAGAUCUUUUCUUACAUGAGUUUUGUAAAGGUUAUGAGAAAAUUGUCUUAAAAAUGCAAAAUGGCUUUAAAUGUAUAAAUAAAAUGUUAUAUAUGUAUAUAUAUAUGCAUAGUUAGCUACAUAAUGUUAAACACUUUGACUAAAGUAGGGUUCAGUAAGUCUUAUUUUCUACUACGUAGAAGUCAGAACAGGAUCGCUUUUGCAUAAUAAAAAAAAAAAGUUUCUGCACCCCAGCGAAAUCAGCGUGCCCCUGAGGACGUUCACGAACGCUGUACUCAGCCGAGCUCCAUCCCACGCAAACCCCUGUUAAGCAGGGGAAACCCGUCAGCUUACCCCACAUUCCUUUUUUGUUUAGAUGUGUAUAUAACCACAAACACCAUCUGUAUACACAGAAUUAAUAAUUGUACAUGUAUGACAUAUUCACCUUAAUAUAUAAUUUGCUAGAUGGACAUAAAAUUUUGCUCCCCAGUAAGUAGGCCAAUUCUUUUCCCUGAUAAUGUACAGGUUUACACUAAUAAACUAAUUUUCUCAUC
Messenger RNA from Brienomyrus brachyistius, 5885 nucleotides. RefSeq names its product neurabin-1-like. Gene Ontology annotation, molecular function: actin filament binding. Bases 209 to 4660 code for a protein of 1483 amino acids. NCBI's taxonomy places the organism in Eukaryota, Metazoa, Chordata, Actinopteri, Osteoglossiformes, Mormyridae. Gene Ontology annotation, biological process: actin filament organization; calcium-mediated signaling; neuron projection development. Gene Ontology annotation, cellular component: actin cytoskeleton; postsynaptic density; cytoplasm. The transcript has 22 exons. The record is from RefSeq and is a predicted model, not a curated record.